AUGGCUUCCUCCUCUCUACUCUUACUUGAACUCAAAUUUCUUGCUCCGCAAAUCACCCCCAAACGACGACGUUCUUUUUCCAGGUGUCACUCUGGCUCUUCUGUUCGAAGCUCUCGGCGUAAUUCUGCUGUUCGCGCCGCCAAGGAAGAAGGUGCCGUCAUUGACAGAGUGAACGACGUGAAAUGGAGUGGGAAUGGAGUUGCCGCCGGCGGACGCGGUGGAAACGGUUACGUGAACGGCGUCUCCAGAGUUAGGGAGAGUGAGAAUGCGAAUGGAAGCUUGGUGAAGUAUGUGAAUGGCAAUGACAAUGGUGUGGCGGCGGAGGAUUUUGUUGGAGCGUUGAAACGGAGAGAGGAAGGACGGAAGAAGAGAUUGGAGGAGAUUGGUAAAGAGGACGCGUGGUUCAAAAAACAAAGUGCGGAAGCACCGAUUGAGGUGGCGGUUGCUCCUGGAGGUCGAUGGAGCAGGUUCAAGACUUACUCGAUGAUCCAGAGGACGUUGGAGAUUUGGGGAUUCGUUAUAACUUUUAUCUUCAAGUCUUGGCUGAAUGGUCGGAAGUUCUCUUAUAAAGGAGGAAUGACAGAGGAAAAGAAAACCUUAAGGCGAAAGAUCCUUGCCAAGUGGCUGAAGGAGAGCAUUCUGAGAUUAGGUCCUACAUUUAUCAAAGUUGGCCAGCAAUUUUCCACAAGAGUGGACAUUCUUCCACAAGAAUAUGUUGACCAGUUGUCGGAACUUCAGGAUCAAGUUCCUCCAUUUCCCUCAGAGACUGCUAUAGCUAUUGUCGAAGAAGAGCUUGGAUCUCCUUUAUCUAGCAUCUUUGAUCAUUUUGACCAUGAACCAAUAGCUGCUGCAAGUCUCGGUCAGGUUCACCGUGCAAGAUUACGUGGGCAGGAGGUUGUUGUUAAAGUGCAAAGGCCUGGUCUCAAAGAUCUUUUUGAUAUUGAUCUUAAAAACCUGAGGGUCAUUGCUGAAUAUCUUCAGAAAAUUGAUCCUAAAUCAGAUGGUGCAAAGAGGGAUUGGGUUGCUAUUUAUGACGAGUGUGCCUCUGUUUUAUAUCAGAAGGCUCUUAAUGCAAACAGAAAGGAGAGAACUGAAAUUGUUAGUUUUGACAAAAGGGAUAAGGCAGCUGGCAAUUUGACCUCUCUAGGUGAUGGAUUGUUUUCUAAAACCUUGAACAACAGCAUUAUUGCUUUUCACGUCUCAAGUUUAGAGCUUAGUGCCAAUGAGAUUGAUUACACCAAGGAAGCUGCUAAUGCUGAACUAUUUGCAAGCAACUUUAAGGAGUUGGAUUAUGUGAAAGUCCCUUCAAUCUUCUGGGAUUAUACCACACCACAGAUUUUGACAAUGGAGUAUGUUCCCGGGAUUAAAAUAAAUAAAAUACAAGCUUUAGAUGAACUGGGUGUUGAUCGCAAAAGGUUAGGGCGAUAUGCAGUGGAGUCUUACUUGGAGCAGAUUUUAUCACAUGGUUUCUUCCAUGCUGACCCUCACCCCGGAAAUAUUGCAGUUGAUGAUGUCAAUGGUGGAAGAUUGAUCUUUUAUGAUUUCGGAAUGAUGGGAAGUAUCAGUCAAAAUAUUCGAGAAGGUUUACUUAAAGCUUUUUAUGGAAUUUAUGAGAAGAAUCCGGAAAAGGUCCUUCAAUCAAUGAUUCAAAUGGGUGUUCUUGUCCCAACUGGAGAUAUGACUGCUGUUAGACGAACAGCACAGUUCUUCCUCAAUAGUUUUGAAGAACGUUUGGCUGCGCAAAGGAGAGAGAGAGAGAUGGCAACAGCUGAACUUGGAUUCAAAAAGCCAUUGAGCAAAGAUGAAAAAGUAAUGAAAAAGAAAGAGCGUCUGGCUGCUAUUGUAGCACUCACUGCGAUGCAAGUUUCGUCAAAUGGAAUUGAUCAUUCCUAUACCCAUCCCUGGUUAAGUUAUCAGAAUGGGAAUGCACAUUCGGGUGAGGAUUUAUUAGCCAUUGCAGCAGACCAGCCCUUUCGGUUUCCUGCUACAUUCACAUUUGUUGUUAGAGCCUUCUCAGUGUUGGAUGGCAUUGGAAAGGGACUCGAUCCUCGUUUUGAUAUCACGGAGAUUGCCAAACCUUAUGCUCUGGAGUUGCUAAGAUUCCGUGAGGCAGGAGUUGAAGUUAUCCUAAAGGACUUGAGAAAGAGAUGGGACAGACAAUCUCAAGCAUUUUACAACUUGUUUAGACAGGCUGAUAGGAUUGAAAAGCUUGCUGAAAUCAUCCAAAAAUUGGAGCAAGGUGACCUAAAGCUCCGAGUCCGUACUUUGGAAUCUGAGAGGGCAUUUCAGAGAAUUGCCACUGUCCAGAAGACAAUAGGGAAUGCAAUAGCUGCUGGGAGCCUAAUAAAUCUUGCAACAGUUCUGCAUCUGAACUCAAUUCGGAUCAAGAAGCUAGAUGAACGGGAAAGGCUGGUUACAGGGACUGCAUAA
Molecule: messenger RNA, 2430 nt
Organism: Sphenostylis stenocarpa
Lineage: Eukaryota; Viridiplantae; Streptophyta; Magnoliopsida; Fabales; Fabaceae
Source: the annotation of a GenBank genome assembly